AGCGGAGUAGAGGUUGCCACCUACUUGGCCGGCCCGAGCCGAGGCGCCGGCUACGGGAAGCAUCCCGGCUGGGGCACACGCGGGGCUGCCGGGCGCGAAGCACCGAGCCGUCAGGGCAGGCGGCAACAUCCAACUAUGCGGGUGGUGGGAGGUGCGCGGACCGUCGCGCUAGCGCUGCUGCUCGGGGCGCUGCACGGGGCGCGUGGCCAGGAGUACGACUACUAUGGUUGGCAAGCAGAGCCACUGCACGGCCGCUCCUACUCCAAGCCACCGCAGUGCCUCGACAUCCCCGCCGAUCUGCCACUCUGCCACACGGUGGGCUACAAGCGCAUGCGGCUGCCCAACCUGCUGGAGCACGAAAGCCUGGCCGAGGUAAAGCAGCAAGCAAGCAGCUGGCUGCCUCUGCUGGCCAAGCGCUGCCACUCGGACACGCAAGUCUUCCUCUGCUCGCUCUUCGCGCCUGUUUGCCUGGACCGGCCCAUCUACCCGUGCCGCUCGCUGUGCGAGGCCGUGCGCGCGGGUUGCGCGCCGCUCAUGGAGGCUUACGGCUUCCCCUGGCCAGAGAUGCUCCACUGCCACAAGUUCCCCCUGGACAACGACCUCUGCAUCGCAGUGCAGUUCGGGCACCUGCCUGCCACCGCGCCUCCAGUGACCAAGAUCUGUGCCCAGUGUGAGAUGGAGCACAGCGCUGAUGGCCUCAUGGAACAGAUGUGUUCCAGUGACUUUGUGGUCAAGAUGCGCAUUAAGGAGAUCAAGAUGGACAAUGGGGACCGGAAGUUGAUUGGUGCCCAGAAGAAGAAGAAGCUGCUCAAGGCAGGCCCCUUAAAGCGCAAGGACACCAAGAAGCUGGUCCUGCACAUGAAGAAUGGCGCAAGCUGUCCCUGCCCGCAGCUAGACAACCUGACAGGCAGCUUCCUGGUCAUGGGCCGCAAAGUGGAGGGGCAGCUGCUGCUCACGGCAGUCUACCGCUGGGACAAGAAGAAUAAGGAAAUGAAGUUCGCAGUCAAAUUCAUGUUCUCCUACCCCUGCUCCCUCUACUACCCUUUCUUCUAUGGAGCAGCUGAACCCCACUGAAGGGCCUCCUCUUGCCUCAGCCGGCCAGCUGUGCCUAGCCUUGCCCCCUGUCCCUGCCCACCUGGCCUCACCCCCACUCCCAGGCUGACCAUGCCUCUGGCAAGGAUGGCUUCAUGCAGCUACUACUGGCCCAGGCUCCGAAGGAAAGGCAUGGGGCUACCCUCCUUGACUAAAGGGGUCUGCAGAGGGGCAGGGCGGGGGAUCUCUCUCAGGAGAAGGACUUUGUCUUCUGGGGGAAGCCCUAGUGUCUGAGAAAGCAGGCAGAAGAGAAAAAUGUGAAGGAAGGCUGCAGUGCCUCUGCAGCCUGGGGAGGGACUUUCCAAAAAGAAUAGUGGGUCUCAGUGCUUACAGGACCGCUUUCUUCCCCCACUGGCCCUUUAUGUGUCAUCACAGCCCUCCAAAGGGCAAGAAUCAAGGCCUCCACGUCCUCCAACCGCACCCACUUCUCAUCCUGAGGCCCUCAGGACUGGAGCGCAGGCUCAGCAGCUUCCGCAGACACCGUCACACAGGCUUGCUUCCUGGCUCUUGCUCAGCCUCCCACACCCUGUGUCCCAACGAUGAUAAAUUAUUGCUACUGCUGUGAGGCCACUGGUUCUAGACAAGUUUGGGUCUUAAUUUUUUUUUUAAGUUUUUAAUUAAAUAAAAG
Molecule: messenger RNA, 1720 nt
Organism: Acomys russatus (golden spiny mouse)
Lineage: Eukaryota; Metazoa; Chordata; Mammalia; Rodentia; Muridae
Gene: Sfrp5
Product: secreted frizzled related protein 5
Exons: 3
Coding region: 136-1074 (312 amino acids)
Biological process (GO): non-canonical Wnt signaling pathway; canonical Wnt signaling pathway; negative regulation of canonical Wnt signaling pathway
Molecular function (GO): Wnt-protein binding
Source: RefSeq, a predicted model, not a curated record